Messenger RNA from Striga hermonthica, 540 nucleotides. The record is from the annotation of a GenBank genome assembly. NCBI's taxonomy places the organism in Eukaryota, Viridiplantae, Streptophyta, Magnoliopsida, Lamiales, Orobanchaceae.
AUGGUAAUUAUCUCAUAUUAUGUACCUAAUGAAAAGGUCCAUGUGACGAGCACGUGCCCAUCCAUUGAAGAUUCGAGAAAUUCUUCCAAGUCCCAAACCCAACCCGCACAGCACACAUUUCACACACUGAACACACUGUCACAAAUCACAGCCGCCGAUCGAGAGAAGAAUACGAUAAAGAGACCUUGGCCAGUUAUAGCAAUGGGCAUCGACAAGGAGUUGCUGAGGGCCGGCACCGGCCCGAAACCUGUCCCCGGGCAAACCGUCACCGUCCACUGCACCGGAUUCGGUAAAAAUGGCGAUCUUACCAAAACGUUCUGGAGUACCAAAGAUCCAGGUCAAAAGCCUUUCACUUUCCAAAUCGGCCAGGGCAAAGUUAUCAAAGGCUGGGAUGAAGGGGUGUUAGGGAUGCAAGUGGGAGAAGUUGCUCGUCUUCGGUGCUCUCCGGACUAUGCUUAUGGCCCAAGUGGCUUCGCGGCUUGGGGCAUUCAGCCAAACUCAGUUCUGGUUUUCGAGAUUGAAGUUCUGAAUGUUGAAUAA